AAGAAAGUUUCUAUCUAGGGUUUCUGAAUAUCCACCCACCAUUCUAAUGGCUUCCAACAAAAUCCACCCCUUGAGGCAAUCAGCUAUGGAAGCUGGAAAUCCUGGCAAAUAUUAUAUCAAUCCUUCUGAGAAACUGAUUAGCAAAGCAUCUCAUUGGAAAUUUGUAGAACAUGAAGAUGGGAUUGAGUUGAUUUUCAAUGAGGCUGCUUUUGAGGGUGUUCUUCUUUUUGGCAAAAGAUACAACAAUCAGGCUAUUGGCGAUUAUGAAAACAAGGAUGACGAGUGCAGUUUCAUAAUGAAUACUGAUUAUCUUGAUGCUAGGAAAAUUGAUUAUGAGCUUAUGGGUGACAUUUCAAAGUUUUACAUUCCAAAAAUCAAAGUUGGAGAAAAUUAGAAGUUCAAAUCCUUCCUUAAUUUUAGCAUACCGGCAGAAGAAGAAUUCAAUUCCUUUGCAAGGCGUAAAAAGAAGGGACGAUAAACUAAACCGAUGAAGAAAUUCCCCUAAGAAUUUUUUUCCUUGAAAACAUUCUACUGAUUUUUUGCUGCCUUCACACCCCAUAUAUCUUAGUUAGUGAGACGAGAAGGGCCAACCCACUUUCAACUUUUUAAUAAAACACUGUUUAGCAUC
Molecule: messenger RNA, 628 nt
Organism: Papaver somniferum (opium poppy)
Lineage: Eukaryota; Viridiplantae; Streptophyta; Magnoliopsida; Ranunculales; Papaveraceae
Exons: 2
Coding region: 47-394 (115 amino acids)
Source: RefSeq, a predicted model, not a curated record